Molecule: messenger RNA, 4486 nt
Organism: Rana temporaria (common frog)
Lineage: Eukaryota; Metazoa; Chordata; Amphibia; Anura; Ranidae
Product: multidrug resistance-associated protein 1-like
Exons: 28
Coding region: 258-4115 (1285 amino acids)
Biological process (GO): transmembrane transport
Cellular component (GO): membrane
Molecular function (GO): ABC-type transporter activity; ATP binding; ATP hydrolysis activity
Source: RefSeq, a predicted model, not a curated record
GCUGUACACGUGGUUGGCUGGCUGUCAUUAGCGCAGUGUGUGAUUGGUCGUCACUUUGUUAUUGUAGUGUAGAGAGAGACGCUCUUUGUGAAUGAAUGCAGCCGGAAGAGGAGUGCAGAGACACUAGAGGGCGCUGUACAGGAGAGCUGUGUGUAUGAGGACAGAGCUCAGGGAUGGUAGAGAGGAGUCUGUACUGAUCUGUAUGGAGUCACCGAGUACACGAUCUCCUCUGUGAUCACCUGACUGCCUCUACUACAAUGCUGAGAUCCUUAAUUGGAAGCAAUGUGACCUACCAGAGGAUCUCCGCCACUGGCAAGAAUGAAAAUCCGGAAAACAAAGUAUCAUUUCUCAGCAGGGUGACCUAUUCCUGGUACAGCAGGAUAAUAACACUUGGUUAUAAGAAACCAUUGGAAAGAGAAGAUCUGAUUGAGCUGAAUGAAGCUGAUUCAUCAUAUGUUAUUUACCCUGCAAUAGAAAAAAACUGGAGGAAAGAAAUAGUGCCACAAGGCAAGAAGGAUUCCAGUUCCAGAAAGCCGUCAUUACUGAGAGCAUUAUGGAGCACCUUCAGAUUUUCUCUCAUCUAUGUGGCUCUGAUGAAAGUAGUGGCAGAUCUCUUGGCCUUUACCAGCCCUCAGAUUUUAAAGCAGAUGAUAACUUUCUGCGAGCAGCGGACGGGGGAUCCCAGGACUGGCUAUAUGUUUGCUUUGUCUCUUCUCAUAGUCACAAUAUUGCAAACUAUAAUCCUACAACUAUACCAACGUUACAACAUGCUGACUGCAGUGAAAUGUAAAACAUCUCUUAUUGGAAUGAUCUAUAAAAAGUCAUUAAACUUGGCCAGCUCUACUCGGAGGAAAUUUACAACGGGGGAAUUGGUCAAUUUGAUGUCUUCAGAUGCCCAGCAGAUCAUGGACCUGACAGUGAACAUUAAUCUGCUGUGGUCGGCCCCGUUCCAGAUCCUUAUGGCCAUCAUCUUCCUGUGGCAGGAGCUCGGGCCGUCGGUACUGGCUGGUGUGGCUGUGCUGAUCCUGGUCAUACCUUUGAAUGCUUACAUUGCCGGUAAAGUGAAACAGCUGAAGAAAAGCCAUUUGAAGAGUAAAGAUCUGCGCAUCAAGUUACUGAAUGAAAUCCUGCAUGGAAUAAAGAUUUUGAAGCUGUAUGCCUGGGAACCGUCUUAUCAGAGGAAAGUCAGUGAAAUUAGGGAAAAGGAAAUGGAUGUGCUAAAAUCUUCUGGAUAUCUGACCACAUUCUCUAUGCUGACACUCACCUGCAUUCCUUUCCUGGUCUCCAUUGCUACAUUUGGAGUAUAUUUCCUGAUCAAUGAAGAAAACGUUCUGACGGCAUCAAAGGUUUUUACAACAAUAUCUCUCUUUAACAUCCUGCGACUUCCAUUGUUUGAUCUUCCUACAGUCAUCUCAUCAGUAGUGCAGACUAAAGUUUCUCUGGUACGAUUGGAAAAUUUUCUUUGUAGUGAAGAACUCGUCCCAGAAAACAUUGAAACCGAUUAUAAAGGAAAUCAUGCGGUUGGAUUUAGUGCUGCUUCCUUCCAGUGGGAAACAAAUGGUCCCCCCAUCUUGAAAGAUCUCCACAUAAAAAUUCCAGAAGGCUCGUUGGUUGCUGUUGUUGGCCAAGUUGGAUCUGGAAAGUCAUCCCUGCUCUCGGCAAUUCUAGGGGAGAUGAACAAAUUGGAGGGGACUAUUCAAAGAAAAGGCUCUGUGGCCUAUGUAUCGCAGCAAGCAUGGAUACAGAAUGCAUUGUUUCAGGAGAACAUUCUCUUUGGAGAAGCCUUCAAUAAACCGUAUUAUGAGAGAGUCCUAGAAGCCUGUGCCCUCCUUCCUGAUCUGGAGCUCUUACCACAUGGAGACCAAACUGAAAUUGGAGAGAGGGGUGUGAACUUAAGUGGCGGUCAGAAACAGCGAGUCAGUCUGGCGAGAGCUGUGUAUAGCAAUGCAGACAUCUAUCUGUUAGACGACCCCUUGUCUGCUGUGGAUGUUCACGUUGGGAAACAUCUGUUUGAUAAAGUUAUUGGACAGAAUGGGCUGUUGAAAAAUAAGACAAGGGUCCUGGUGACACACAGCCUCACCGUUCUUCCUCUAGUGGACGUCAUUAUUGUCAUGGAAGAUGGCAGGAUUACUCAGGCUGGCAAUUAUACAGACCUGAUCUCAAAACGGCAGGACUUUGCAGACCUAAUCCAAACCUCUGGGGCACAGGAGAAUCUAAAUGAAAAACCCCCAAAUCUUAUAAAAGAAACCAAAAAUGUCAAGAUCGAUCAGAGACAAGCCCCAGAUAAUCUGGCUCAAAAAGACAGGUCAGUGUUCGAGAUGCCAAAUGCUUCAAGAAUGAAUAAAGAGAAGGUGGCCACGGGAAGUAUGAAAAUGUCAGUGGUGAUGAAAUACCUUCACGCUUUUGGAUGGUUCUGGGUGAUGUUCACAAUAGUAGCUUACAUAGGACAGAAUGCUAUGGCUAUUGGACAAAACGUGUGGCUGAGUAGAUGGACAACAGAGGCCAAGCAAGUAAAAGAUACAGCAGAAUGGGUCGACCAGAGGAACAAUCGGCUGGGGAUCUAUGGACUUCUGGGGUUUUUACAAGGCGUUUUUGUCUGCUAUGGUGCCUAUGUGAUCACAAGAGGAACAAUCUGCGCCUCUCGCUCACUCCACAACCAGAUGUUAGACAAUAUCUUACACCUACCACUCCAGUUUUUUGAAACGACACCCAUGGGUCAAGUAUUGAACCGCUUCACUAAGGACAUAUAUGUGAUAGACGAGCGCUUUCAUUACUAUUUAAGAACAUGGUUAAACUGUAUGCUGGAUGUGCUGGGCACUAUACUGGUCAUUGUCUGUGCCACCCCGCUGUUCUUAGUGGCCAUUGUUCCCCUAGGAUUUUUAUACCUUCUCAUCCAGAGAUAUUAUAUCGCCAGCUCGCGACAAAUCCGCAGACUCGAUGGGGCUUCUCGUUCCCCAGUCAUCUCACACUUCAGCGAGACGUUGUCAGGGGCUUCGACAAUCAGAGCCUACGGGCAUCAGGAGAGGUUCAUCGGACAGAACAAGGAUGCAGUGAAUGAAAAUUUGGUCUGCUACUACAAUAAUGUGAUUUCUAACAGGUGGCUUGCGGUGAGAUUGGAAUUUCUUGGGAACUUGAUGGUUUUCUUUGCUGCUUUGUUUGCCAUGCAAGGCAGUGAUAAAAUGACUUCUGGAACAGUGGGAUUGUCCAUCACCUAUGCUCUAAAUAUCACACAGACAUUAAACUUCUGGGUACGUAAAGCCUGUGAGAUUGAGACUAACGGAGUAGCCAUAGAACGUGUUUGUGAAUAUGAAGACAUGGAGAAAGAGGCCCCCUGGGUUAUCGCUAGAAGACCGCCCUUGGAGUGGCCGGACAAAGGAGUGAUUGAAUUUACCAACUAUCAGGCCAGAUAUCGGGAAGACUAUGACUUGGCUCUCCGUGAUGUCACCUUUCAGCUGCGUACUACAGAGAAGCUUGGUAUUGUUGGGAGAACAGGAGCUGGGAAAUCUACACUCACAAACUGCUUAUUCCGUGUUGUGGAGAGGGCAGGAGGCAAGAUUGUGGUGGAUGGGAUUGACAUAGCUACUAUCGGUCUCCAUGAUUUACGGAGCAAAUUUAAUAUCAUACCACAGGACCCAGUUUUAUUCUCAGGAACGCUCCGGAUGAACCUGGAUCCGUUAGACAAACAUUCAGAUCUGGAGCUCUGGAAUGCUCUGGACAUGUGUCAUCUGAAGGACUUUGUGCAGUCUCUUCCCAAGAAACUCUACCAUGACAUCUCCGAGGGAGGAGAGAACCUCAGCGUUGGACAGAGGCAGCUGAUCUGUCUUGCUCGAGCCUUACUCCGGAAGACAAAGAUUCUGGUUCUAGAUGAAGCAACGGCCUCCAUUGAUAUGGAAACAGAUAAUCUGGUUCAGAGCACCAUUCGAAAUGCAUUCAUUGAUUGCACUGUACUGACCAUAGCGCACAGAUUGCACACCGUCAUGGACAGUGAAAGGGUGCUCGUUCUGGAAGCAGGCAGAGUUGUGGAGUUUGAUGAGCCCCAGCGACUGAUACAGAAGAAAGGGGUCUUCUUCAAGAUGGUGGCAGAGGCCGGGAUACUCCCGAAUACAGAGCAGUAAAUGAGAUAUGGGAGAUUGGAGAUUGUUGUUAAGCAGUACAUCAUAAGAGAUCAGAAUGUUCCCUGUCCAGGCACUGGCUUUUUUAUCUGCUUCCUUCUCUGGUACACAACAAAAGCAUCAACACUGGAACAAUUCAUUCUAUACCAGCCAAACUUAAUACCUUGCUCCUAUGUUUUUAUAUCAUUUUUAUCAUUCCUUUACAUUUUUUAAUUUGGUUUGUUUCCAUGUCAUUUUUGAGAGUCAUUAGGGCAGCUUUUAAAGUGAAACCCUGAUAAUGGUGGACUUUGGUGGUUCUGGGUCUCCAGAACAGACCAUUUGAACUACAGCUCACCAUAAAACCAAGAGAUCCCAAUGGUACGUCAAGAGGACGG